Adineta steineri is the source of this 2229-nucleotide messenger RNA. NCBI's taxonomy places the organism in Eukaryota, Metazoa, Rotifera, Eurotatoria, Adinetida, Adinetidae. The record is from the annotation of a GenBank genome assembly.
AUGGAAUCUCGAGAUCUUUAUCAAAAUAUGAAUGAUCCUUAUCGACAACAACAACAACAACAGCAACAACAACAACAUGACCAAACUGAAUUAUAUGAAUAUGAUAAUGCACAAAAAUCAUCUAUACCUGGUCUUGGAAAUUUAUUAAAUUCAAAAACAUCCGAAGCAUUACAACGUGCACCGAAUUUACUCAAUUCAUUACCAUCAAAUGUAAAUCGUACAUUAUUAUUUGCCAAACUUUUUUAUUUUUGGUAUUUUGCUGCAUUUGGUUCUCUUUUUCCAUUGAUGUCAAUUUAUUUCAAACAAAUGGGUAUGGGUCCAUCAUAUUGUGGGAUUCUCAUGGGCUUUCGACCAUUUGUUGAAUUCGUUUCGGCACCAUUUUGGAGUGUUGUAUCUACACGUUUUCGACAAGCAAAAAAUAUCUUAAUUAUGGCAAUUUUAUCUUGGAUUAUUUUUACUGUAGCUAUUGGUCUUAUUAAACCACCACCACAUUCAUGUUGGAGAGAAAUGAAUUCAACUCAUCAAGUUAUUGAACGUGUAGGAUAUGCAACUAGUACAAUGAAAUCAACGAUUAGAGUAAUUGGUAAGCGACAAGUAACAAAAUUACCAACAUCUCCUUUGAAUACAAUAAAAGAAAUAGUUGAUCGUCAAAAUCGAAUUAUGAAUUCAACUAUAGCAACAAAAACUACAUUAGCAUCGUCGUCUCGACGAAGAAAAACAACAAUUAAAACAACAAUUAAAACGACGACUUUAUCUUCAAAAUUUGAUGAUGAAGAAGAUGAUUCUAUUGAAAGUAGUGAAGAAGAUAAUCCUGUUAAUGAAAAAAGUCGAAUUAAAUCAAAACCAGAUUAUAAACAACAAUCAAACCCGAUUAAUUUAAUAUCAAUAAGUAAACCUCAAAAAUCUAUGGGAAAUCCAUUAUCAAUAAUGCAUACAAAUUUAUCAUUAGUUAAACCACUUGCAUCACCUAUACUCUAUGAAAAAAAAGAUGUUCGCAAUGUUUUUAUGGUCUUUUUAUUACUCAUUAUUGUUGGAGAAUUUUUUAGUGCACCAGCAAUAACAUUAGCUGAUGCAUGUACAUUAUCUUAUUUGGGUCAAGAUACAGAAUUAUAUGGACGUCAACGUAUGUUUGGUAGUUUAGGUUGGGGUUUAGCUAUAUUUAUUGUUGCUACUAUACUUGAUCAAUCAAAAUCACUUACAUUUCAUGCUUGUGGUACAAGUGGACCACUUGAAAAAAAUUAUACAGUUUGUUUUGCUGCAUUUAGUGUUUGUAUGACAUUUGCAUUAAUAAGUGCAUCUCGUUUUGAAUUUUCCUAUGAUAAAAAUGAACAAUUACCAUUGCGUACAUUAAAUGAUGAUUUAAAAAAGAAAAUAUCACCAACAACAAAAAAUUUGUAUCCAAAUGAAUCAAAUAAUAUGAAUAUUAAUCAAUAUGAAACAUCAAAUACAAUAAAAUUAAUGCAAAUUAUACAAAUAUUUCUAACAUUAAAAAAUGGUACAUUUCUCUUUAUAACAUGGUGGAUGGGAUGUGGUGUUGGUCUUGUAUUUACAUUUCUCUUUUGGCAUUUACAAGAUCUUGGUGGUUCACCAACACUUUUCGGUGUUGCUUCGGUUAUAAAUCAUACAAGUGAAUUAUUGGCUUAUUUUUUCUUACGCGAACUUAUUCAACGUUUUGGACAUAUAAAGAUUCUUUAUUUGGGUUUAUUAGGAAAUUUUGUUCGUUUUGUUUAUAUAUCACUCAUUACAAAUCCAUGGUGGGUAUUACCAUUUGAAUUUAUACAAGGACUUACACAUGCAGCUGUAUGGGCAACAGCAUGUUCAUAUUUAUCUCAAGCUGUACCAGAAAAUUUACGAAUAUCCUGUCAAGGUGUAUUACAAGGUUUUCAUUUUGGUUUUGGACGAGGUUGUGGAGCUUUAUUUGGUGGAUUUUUUGCUUCAUAUUUUGGUACUGAUAUAACAUUUCGUGCAUAUGGAAUAAUCUGUUUGAUUUUUAUGGGUUUAUUUACUUAUUUUAAUCGACAUUGUCAAGAACAAGAAUUAUUAAAUGGUCAACAAAAAAAUUUAACUAUUGAUGAUUCACAUCAAUUCGUUGGAAAUUCUCCACGUCUUGCUCCACAUGGUGCACCAGCAAAUCCUAAAUGGCAAACAAAAUUUGCUUCAGGUUUAACAGCCGGUAUUAAAGAAGAACAAAUUUAUCCACCACCGAUAAAUACAUCAAAAAUGGUAUGA